Molecule: messenger RNA, 1065 nt
Organism: Rotaria sp. Silwood2
Lineage: Eukaryota; Metazoa; Rotifera; Eurotatoria; Philodinida; Philodinidae
Source: the annotation of a GenBank genome assembly
AUGAAAUCAAUAGGUGUUUUCGUAUCAACACGGAAUUCUGGCGUUGAUUUGGAAUCUUACAUUUUUCAUUCAACUAUUAAAACAAUCGAGUCAGUCAAUAAUAAAAUUGUUCUUGUUAUCUAUUCAAUUGUGCUUAUCUUAAGUAUAAUACAAACAUUUUUGAAGAAUAAACGUAUUGAUCGAAUAUUGGCUUAUAUGAAUGAAAUUUAUUCUGAUAGGAAAUUGGAAUCAAAUCAAGUUUGUUUUCAUGAACAAAUAAUAACUUGUUAUAAAUUUGAUCAGCGUUUCUCGCAUAUUCCUAAUCCUAAUCGAUCAAUAUUACUCAUUAUUGCUACUCAUGUACAAGUACUUAUGCUUAUUAUAAUCAGAACUUUAUUUAUUCGACGAAGUGAAUCUGUAAAUGAUUGUUUCUCAUUUCACUAUCCAUAUAAAGUACUUGAAUGUGAAAAUAAUAGAGAUCCAUGUCGAUUAAAUGAGACUGAAAGUAUUCCAAAAUGUACUUAUUAUUAUUUUGAAAUGACUCAUCUUAUUACAAUGGUUACAUCUGUCAUUACUUGGCAUUAUGCUCUUCGUUAUUUUGUUGUAAAAUUGGUUUGCUUCGUUCGAUGGGCAUUUUUUCGUGAUAAUGAUCAGCCACGAAUAUCGUGCUUGUGUUGCGGCCCGGCAAGACUAUGUAUUACACGAUAUCUCAUAUAUUUACAUUAUAUUAUUUUGUGGUGUUAUCUCUUCAUUUUAAUUCUAUUUGGCUUUAUGCGGAAUAAAGGUCACUUUGGUAUACCAGUCAAUAUGUUAGGAUCUGUCUGGGCACCUAUUCUUACAACAAUAGAUCGACUUUGUUCAGUCUAUCUGGCUAUGAUACCAGAAUUAGUACAAAAUUGGCUGGAUACGUCAGCAAAUGGUACAGCUUUACAAGUUGUUGAGUCGAAAGAAUUACCUCUUGCCAAUUUCGAACCUCUUAUCUAUUUAAUCAGCAAGAAAACAAAAUUUUCAACAUCAUUCAAAAACAGAGUAUUAUUGACUAAUGAAGAAGUUGUUAUUGACUCGAUAUCUCAUACAAAAUAUUGA